This is a messenger RNA of Mya arenaria, 3537 nucleotides long. RefSeq lists its product as uncharacterized. The coding region runs from base 150 to 2591 and encodes 813 amino acids. NCBI's taxonomy places the organism in Eukaryota, Metazoa, Mollusca, Bivalvia, Myida, Myidae. The record is from RefSeq and is a predicted model, not a curated record. The transcript is spliced from 4 exons.
GAGUCAUUUUGAGAACAAGGAUUGUUUCAUUGUGUUUUUUCGCCUGCUUGAUAAGAACAUUAGUGGAUUUAAAUACGAUUAGACAAGUUACAGAUACAUAUGAAAAUACCGUUUAAAAUAAUUUAAGUGAAUUAUACAACAAUAAUAAAAUGGACGCUUAUCAACAAGAAACACAUUACUGGCCUUUACGUUGCUACCCGAGGCCGGAAUAUUUCCACACUCGCUUAAAGGAUAUUUUUCCGAGAUUCAAGAGAUUGAUAGGCGCAUUUCCAAAACGUUUUCAUGGUGUCACAUACAGACAGACAUUGGAUAGGUUACAGUCACUGGUUACCAUGUUCGAUUGUGACAUCAAGUUUACCCUACACGGAAAAGAGGUUCCACCUUACAAAGAGUUUCUUUACCACAACCCUGGAGCUGAUGAAAUUAACACAGAGGGUUGCAAGGCCGAUCACAAAUUACAACUGACCAAAGCAGCAACGUUGGAAAACUCCUCCCUAUCGGGUCAUGAAGUCAAAAUAUUUUUUGCUGACAUGAAGGACUUCAAUGAAAUUGUCCAUGAGCUGAAACAAGUUCCUGUACAAAAGGACAUGUCCAUAUUUUUGGCCUUUGAUUCAGAUUUAACUGAGAUCGAAAAGGAGAGUAUUAUGAGUCAACUAGAGAGUAUUGAAACAAAGGCGAAUGUAGUGCAGGUUUCUUUAAAAAGAAAAGAAUUGAUGUUUCAAAUAUCAAUGACUUUGGAAACAAUGCUUGUGACCGGCUUCAGUUUACUUCAAGAAUUUAUUUUGAACUUUAUUGGAAAAGCCCCAAUUACACGAGGUAUUGAUACAAUUGAGGAAUUGGUUGAGGAAAGUAACAUUACGGUUGUUUUGGCAACAUAUUUAUAUGAUGCCCAAUCUGUCAUUGAAAAGGAUAUAGACAAUGACUGUGACACGAAGGAUGAAUGUAAGAAGGAUAUAUUUCAAAAGACAUAUACUCGUUUUGCAAACUGUCUCCUUUUUCCAUUUCUGUCAGACAAACAUGGAGUAUCAGCUGAAACAGUCAGGCAUAUUGUAGAAGAAUUCGAUUACGAAAGUAAGUUUGUUGGCACUCUAACUGAAGAUUUGAGGAAAAGAGUCAUUGAUUGCACACACAUUGAUGGUUAUCCCCGUCACUUUAUGUCGGUACGAAAGUCUGUACAAAAAUUGACUAUGGAUAUCUUAAUCCAACAAGAAGGAAAUAUUCUCAAUUUACAAAAGAUAACAAAGACUGCGAUGUCUUUAUAUACUACUUUAGAAAAACUCUUGUUUGAAGUAGAAAGAUGCUUGGAGAGAACAAUCACAGGAGAAUUUAAUUUAACGACCAGAGUCCGAAGUAUUCCACCACAAUUGAAGAAAGAGCUACUAAGAAUCAAGCACGUGUUGAUGAUUGGAAACGUUUAUGAUAAAAUCGCUGUAUUUGUCGAUGUCGAAAGCACACAUGGUGAAAAAGCAACGGAUGUUGAAACGAGUGAGGCUAGAGUAGAUGAUCGGUUGAAUGAAAACAGGAAAGAGAUUGAUAAUCAAUCAUCCCGUGAAUCAAAAGAUCGUUCAGGGUUUUACCGAAAAUCUUCGGUAAGACAUAAUACACAGCAAGAAAUAAAGAACGUCUUGCAAAAGUAUGGAGUAACGUCAUCCAAUUCUUACGUCAUAGAAUAUGUUUCAAACAAGCUGCCUGAAUUUGCCAGACCACAUCAUCUCAAACAUGAAAUUGAAGCAAAAAAUCUUGCUUUAAAACCUGCCACAGACGUGCCAGGGUAUGGAACGGGCCAGCCAAUUCAGACUUGUGAUUUAGAAGAUCAAGAUACAUUUCGUGAAGGAACAUUAGGAUGUUUUUUAUCUUCAGACUCAACAUUAUAUGCCAUGACCUGUGCCCAUGUGCUUUUUAGAAAAGGACAUAUGCAGAAAAGUUCGGAAGCUUAUAUGUAUUCGUCUGAGAAUCCAAAUUAUUUGGUGUUUCUUGGGCACAAUUCCCCAUCUGAUGUAAUAUUUCAAUCACCUGAUGCGAUGUUGGUGGAUUGUGCCCUGUGUAAAGUUGAUACAUAUAUGAAACAUGAAGCCAUAAGGCAGCUUCGAGACACAACUAACAAAACAAAACCGUCUGAGUAUUACUCUGGCGAUAGAAAAGGUCUCGUGGGUGAGCACGUUUAUAAAUAUGGGGCAAAAACAGGUCUCACUUACGGAACAAUAGCGUCUAUAAACCUUAUACCAAAGUCAUGCUCCGGGGAAACAGAUAACGAUUAUCUGAUUUGGAUUGAUAGUGAGGCAGACACGAAUCUUUCUGAAGGUGGCUUGAUGGCAGUGCACGAAAUGGAAGGUGCCACAGCUGUCGUUGAAGAAACUUGUUUUGCACAGUAUGGUGAUAGUGGCGCCGUUGUUCUUAUGACGCAUAUUGAUAAGAAAACGUAUAUGAAGCAAAAUGAACAUAGCACUAAAAACCUUGUUGCAUUAUCUAUGGUGUCACACGGAGAUCUACAAAUGAUGGGCAAAACAAGUAAACUCGUUAUGACAUUUCAGUUAGACAAGGCCGUCUCUCUACUUGAAAAUAAAAUGAAUGCUCAAUUAAAACUGGAGUAAUAUGAACAUAAUUGGUUUGACUGAUCGAGUGACCAUGUGGAUACAGUUGAAACUCGCUAUAUCGAACUAUGUUAUCACGAUUUUCUGGUUAUGUCGAACUUUCUUCGGUUAAUGCACCAGUCAAUUGUAACCACGCCCCCCCCCCCCAGGUCCGAGGAAUAGCUGGGACUUUGACUUUUGGUCCAGCCAACCCCGGGUAAAAUCUCCCCCCUACGGUGACGAACUGAUGGUCAAAUCCCUGCCAAAUGCCCCCGCACCCCAGGGAGCCUAGGUAAGGCAAAUUCCCCGCUGUAUUUUGCGCGAAGACAAAACCACCGCAUUCACCCGGCACUGCGGGGCCACCUGAAAGGUAAAAACACGGCCCAAUUCCCCGGCUAUCCCCGGCAUACCCCCGGACCUGGGGGGCCGUGGUAACAAUUGACUGGUGCAUAAGUUGUACUCUUUCAGUACUCUUAGAUUUAUCGAAUGUUCGUUAUCUCAAAGUAUUUCCCGAGGUCUCAAUGACCUCGACAUAGCAAGUUUUGAAUGUAAUAAAAAUGCCGCUCAGAAUAUGUUGCAAAGUUAAUUGCACCAUAGGUGUUAUUUUUAGAAGAUUCUGAAAAAGUUACACUAAAACAAGGAACAACGUUCACAAACUAUUUUCACUGACCAUGGUAUUCUUUCUGUCGUCAGAUUUAAAUAAAAUACCAGGAUAAGUAGUUUUUUCUGGAAAAGCAUUUGACGAUGACUGCAAGUAUGUGUGAUGGGAAAACUGUAAUUGUAUUGGUUCAUUCUAGGGUGUGUCACAUCACAAUGGACAAUGUUAGGUUCAAAGUUUAUUAAAAUGGUUGAAAAGGUCUUAUAUAUGGGUGUCUUUCACAAAAAGAAUCUUUGGAUUUGUUUAAGACAUAAACCAACAUUUCAAAUGUGACAAGCAUCACCAAAUACGCAAAUCGACAAGAAAAUG